This is a messenger RNA of Colletotrichum aenigma, 903 nucleotides long. RefSeq lists its product as uncharacterized. Bases 1 to 903 code for a protein of 300 amino acids. The record is from RefSeq and is a predicted model, not a curated record. The transcript has 5 exons. NCBI's taxonomy places the organism in Eukaryota, Fungi, Ascomycota, Sordariomycetes, Glomerellales, Glomerellaceae.
AUGAAGACUCUGAUUUACGUUUACGACAACUGCCACAAAGUCUCCCUAGGUUUGACGAAGACCUCCUUUGCUGUCACUCUGCUUCGAAUAUCGUCAACCCGGCAGAAGUACUUCAUUUGGUUUCUCGUCAUCACCAUGAACAUUCAGUUCAUUAUCCACAUCAUCCUCACAUGGCGCCCAAUCUGCCCUAUUGUACCUGGGGAUCCGACACCCCACCUGCCCGUGUCGUGCUGGGAAUCUCCGAAUGCGACUGCGCUUGGUGUUGUUGGUGGAUUUUACUCGGCUGCGGCUGAUGUUUUGUUGGCCUUGCUACCGUGGAAGAUCGUCAUGGGCUUACAGAUGAAAAAGCAUGAGAAGAUCGGCGUCGCAAUCGCCAUGAGCAUGGGUGUCUUGGCUGGUGUCAUGGGAGUCAUGAAGGCUGUGCAAAGCAUCAUUGUUCUGGACCCAACUACACCGAAUCUGUUCUGGAAACUCUGCAUCUUCCACGUCUGGGUCGAAGCAGAGCCAAAUGUUACCAUCAUCGCGGCCUCCAUUCCGGUUCUCCGAGUUCUGUUUCGAAACAUUCGAAGCCAACAAGAGAUAGGAUACCCAUCCUCUGGCGCGUACAUACGAUCAGAUAAUCUGAGCAAGUUCCAGAACCAGGGCAUGUCAGUGGGUCGAUCAGGAAAUGUGGAAGAUCACGACAAUAGAGGCGAUGGCGACAGCGACCGAAGUAUGCUUCCACAGGGUAUAGUGAGGACCACGGAGGUCAUGAUCGAUUACGACAAACGUAGUGGGAUAUCAGACAACAUUCCUUCACAAUUCUGCGUUAUGCGUUCAAAUGUCAUAGCCUUCAAAGAGAUCAUGGCAGUCGUAAUAAUCAAUGAUAAUUCUAACGCCUCUGCCAAGAUCCAGGACCAAUAG